GGCAGGACCGGCACCGGCGGGACCGGGGCUCAGCGCAGCAGCGCAGCGGAGCCGAUGUCCAUGAGGAGCCCCGUGUCGCCGCCCCUGGAGCUGGAUGGAGCGGGCACCAUGGUGAACUGCGCCGUCAAGACGGAGGAGAAGAAGGAGGGCGGCCCCGAGACCCCCGCGGGGGCUGCCCCCAGCGCCGAGCCCCGGCCCCACGACCCCCCAGGGCCACCGCCCAGGGAUGGCACCGACCCCCAGGCCCUGCCACAGGAAUCCUGCUCUCCCACUGGGGACGUUCCCGAGCCCCGGCGUUCUGCCUUGGAGCCGGCCAGCAGCGGCCAGGAGAAGCUGGACUUCAACAGGAACUUGAAGGAAGUGAUGCCGACCAUCGAGAAGCUGCUGUCCAGCGACUGGAAGGAGCGGCUGCUGGGCCGGAACACGGCUGAAUCCAAGGAAGUGAAAGGGACCCAGGAGAGCCUGGCAGAGAAGGAGCUGCAGCUGCUGGUGAUGAUCAACCAGCUGUCCACGCUGCGGGACCAGCUCCUGACGGCGCACUCGGAGCAGAAGAACAUGGCCACGAUGCUCUUCGAGAAGCAACAGCAGCAGAUGGAGCUGGCACGGCAGCAGCAGGAACAGAUCGCCAAGCAGCAGCAGCAGCUCAUCCAGCAGCAGCACAAGAUCAACCUCCUACAGCAGCAGAUCCAGCAGGUCAACAUGCCCUACGUGAUGAUCCCCGCCUUCACCUCCAGCCACCAGCCCCUCCCGGUCACCCCCGAGUCCCAGCUGGCGUUGCCCAUCCAGCCCAUCCCCUGCAAACCAGUGGAUUACCCGGUGCAGCUCCUGCACAGCCCCCCUCCUGCCACGCUGAAGAGACCCGCGGGCCCGGGCCACCUCCAGAUGCAGGAGACCUCGCAGCCACUGAACCUGACAGCCAAACCCAAAGGUUCCGAGCUCCCCAGUGCCUCCAGUUCGCCCAGUUUGAAGAUGAGCAGCUGCCAGUCCCUCACGCCGAGCCAUGGGGCCACCAGGGAGCUGCAGGCCAGCCCGUCCAACCUCCCUCUGGGAUUCCUGGGAGAGGGCGAUGCCAUCACCAAAGCCAUCCACGACGCGCGGCAGCUGCUGCAUGGCCACGGCGCCGCCAUGGAGGGGCCACUGGGCAGCCCCUACCGCAAGGAGCACGUGGGGAUCGACUCCUCCCCGGUGAAGGAGAGGAUGGAGGAGACCCCGGGCCACCGGCUGGACGAGGCUCUGCUGACCUGCGAGAUGGACGGCUCCCGGCACUUCCCGGAGUCCAGGAACAACAACCACAUCAAGCGGCCCAUGAACGCCUUCAUGGUGUGGGCCAAAGACGAGCGGAGGAAGAUCCUGCAGGCGUUCCCGGACAUGCACAACUCCAGCAUCAGCAAGAUCCUGGGAUCCCGCUGGAAAUCCAUGUCCAACCAGGAGAAGCAGCCGUACUACGAGGAGCAGGCGCGUCUGAGCCGGCAGCACCUGGAGAAGUACCCGGAUUACAAAUACAAGCCCCGGCCCAAGCGCACGUGCAUCGUGGAGGGCAAGCGGCUGCGCGUGGGCGAGUACAAGGCGCUGAUGAGGAACCGGCGCCAGGACGCCAGGCAGGGAUACGUGAUAGGGCCGCAGGGCAGCCAGGUGCCCCCCAGCUCCUCGGACGUGCUGUACCCACGGCCGGUGGGCGUCCAGCUGCCCCCACCCCUCCUGGAGCAUUACCUGCCCCGCAGCGUGGACCCCACCAUGCCCGUCAUCGUCAACACCCGCAGCCUCAAGGACGGCGACGCUGGCGACGAUGGGCACUCGGUGGCCGAGGGGGACAUGUACCGCUACAGCGAGGACGAGGACUCGGAGGGCGAGGACAAGAGCGAUGGCGAGCUGGUGGUGCUGACGGACUGAGGGGGGACAGAGGGACAGUGGAGGGGGUGGCAGGGCUGGCUGCCACCACCAGGAGGGCACGGCGUGUUCUGGUGGGAUGGGACUCGGCCACAGGAGAGCUGCCCACCUGCAGAGGGGUCCCACAAGGGUGGGUACCUGGAAUUUUGGGUGGUGAGGACUGGCUCGGUCUUGCUCUGGUGGCAGAUGGAGCUGAGGCCACCGAGCCUGGAGAUUUGGUGACAUGGCUGCUGCGCUGUCACCCCUGAGGGGACCUGAGGGUCUUGGGGUGCAGAACCUCUGGAGCAUCUCCCAGCCCUGCAGCACCUGCGGGUCCCAGAGAGUCUCACCUGCUGCGCUGCUGGGCACGGACUGGGGACACGGGGUGGGGACACGCUUGUCCCUCCUUUAUCCUGGUGUGACCUCCCCGCCGCACUUCCCGCUCGCUCUUUGGAGCCUGCCAGCGAAUUCCCACGGAGCCAAUUUUAGCUCCAGCCUGGCCCCAGCUCCGGCCAAGGGCUCCUCAGGGCCCUUUGUGCUCCCAACAGCUCUGGCCCACUUUGGAAAUAAAGCGGGGGUUGUUCCCGGGCUGCCAGCCCCCGCUGGGGGGGGGACGUGCCUGGCUGUCCCUGGGCACCUGUCCCUGAGCUCGGGCUCCACCUGAGCCCUGCAGGGUGAGAGGGAGGGAGAAAUAAUGGCCAUUAGGGGGAAAAAAGGAAAUAACUAGAAAAAAUGACCUUGCUCUGGUCAGAGCCCGUUCCAGGGAAGGGCUGGGGAUGAGGGGUGUCCAGGUGAGAAUUUGGGGUGUCCAGGGGUGUGCGUCCAGUGUCUUAAGUGUGUGUGCACGGCGCCCAGGUGUCCCUGUGCAGUGUCUGAGUGUGUGCAGGGUGUCUGUCCAGGUGUGCACACACGAAGUCUGGGUGUGCGUGUGGUGUCCAGGUGUCCCUGUCCAAUGUCUGAGUGUGUGCACGGUGUCCAGGUGUGUGUCCGUGGUGUCUGGGUGCGUGUGCGGUGUCCAGGGGUGUGUGUCCAGGGCCCAGGUGUGCACAUGCAGUGUCCAGGUGUGCGUGUGUGCAAUGGCCGGCUGUGCGCACAGUGCCCAGAGCCCAGCUGCGCACACGCGGUAUCUCGGCUGGGUGUGCAGUGUCUGAGUGUGACUGUGUGGUGUGUGUGACUGUGCGGUGUCUGGGUGUGACUGUGCAGUGUCCGAGUGUGACUGUGCGGUGUGUGAGUGUGACUGUGCAGUGUUCGGCUGUGACUGUGCAGUGUCUGGGUGUGACUGUGCAGUGUCCGAGUGUGACUGUGCGGUGUGUGAGUGUGACUGUGCAGUGUUCGGCUGUGACUGUGCAGUGUCUGGGUGUGACUGUGCAGUGUCUGGGUGUGACUGUGCGGUGUCCGGGUGUGACUGUGCGGUGUGUGAGUGUGACUGUGCAGUGUUCGGCUGUGACUGUGCAGUGUCUGGGUGUGACUGUGCGGUGUGUGAGUGUGACUGUGCAGUGUUCGGCUGUGACUGUGCAGUGUCUGGGUGUGACUGUGCAGUGUCUGGGUGUGACUGUGCGGUGUCCGGGUGUGACUGUGCGGUGUGUGAGUGUGACUGUGCAGUGUUCGGCUGUGACUGUGCAGUGUCUGGGUGUGACUGUGCGGUGUGUGAGUGUGACUGUGCAGUGUCUGGGUGUGACUGUGCGGUGUCUGAGUGUGACUGUGCGGUGUGUGAGUGUGACUGUGCAGUGUCUGGGUGUGACUGUGCAGUGUGUGAGUGUGACUGUGCGGUGUCCGGGUGUGACUGUGCAGUGUCCAGCUGCGUCCCCCGUGUCCCUCCGUGCGCGGGGCUCCGGCACCUCCCUGUGGCAGCAGCCAGGAACAGGCUCCGAGCGUCUGGCACCGCGGGGCCAUCACCGUGCUGGGGACACCGCGGGGACCGUGACCACGCUGGGGACACUGUGGGCACUGUCACCGUGCUGGGGACACCGCGCGAGUCGUGGCCACCCGGGCUCGAGGCCGCACAAAGCGAGGACCAGCCCCUGUCCCCGUGUCCCCAGCCCGGGGUGGGGAUCCGAGGCUCGGCAGCACCAGCGCCCCAAUGCUGGGGCCAUAGCCCUGGGGACAUCCUUUACCCCAGGGGACAUCCCGCCUCGUCCCCUGCCCAGCCAACCCCUCCCUCCCUCUCCUGCCCUUUGUCAGUGCUUUAUUUAUUCCCAACUCCCUGUGCCGGGGCUGGGGUCCCUGGGGAAGGAAAAGGGGGUCACUGGGGAAGGAAAAACGUCCCAGCUCCAAGGUGGGAUGGGAUGGGGUGGGGUGGGAUGCAGAGGGAUUGGAAGCAGAUGUGUCCCCUCCCCACAGCUGCAGCUCUUCCUGUCUCUCUUCCAUUUCUUUUUCUUUUUCUUUUUUUUGGUGUUUUGUUUUGUUUUUAAAGAUUGUAAAUAUAGAUAGAGCUUUAUUUUGUUAAUAAGACGACGAGUAACUUAACCUGUAUAUUUCACAUCCCUGUUUACAACCCUCCCUCCCCCUGUCCCUUGGCACAAUAAAAGUGACUUUUUGGAGCAGA
Molecule: messenger RNA, 4411 nt
Organism: Corvus hawaiiensis (hawaiian crow)
Lineage: Eukaryota; Metazoa; Chordata; Aves; Passeriformes; Corvidae
Gene: SOX13
Product: SRY-box transcription factor 13
Exons: 14
Coding region: 55-1890 (611 amino acids)
Biological process (GO): regulation of transcription by RNA polymerase II; cell fate commitment
Cellular component (GO): nucleus
Molecular function (GO): DNA-binding transcription factor activity, RNA polymerase II-specific; RNA polymerase II cis-regulatory region sequence-specific DNA binding
Source: RefSeq, a predicted model, not a curated record